Molecule: messenger RNA, 1860 nt
Organism: Diplodia corticola
Lineage: Eukaryota; Fungi; Ascomycota; Dothideomycetes; Botryosphaeriales; Botryosphaeriaceae
Exons: 1
Coding region: 1-1860 (619 amino acids)
Source: RefSeq, a predicted model, not a curated record
AUGCUGCCAGCACCGCCGGACACGACGGAUCCCGCGCACCCGCCGACCUGUGGCCUGCUGCCGACCAAAAGCGUAGGCCUUGCCCAGUCCAACUGCCCUGCAUCCCAACUCCAUGUUGACUCAGUGUCCACAGCCCCUGCGCGGACAAAGAAGCACGUUCGUGUGGCAUCCCCUCCGCCCUCUCCGCCGGAACCGUCCAGCCCGGAAAUAGACAGCAACCUCGCAAGACGUCUGGCCGCCACUCACCAUGCUGCUUCUCCUCCCCCGUCCACGGACACUGCCGGCGACCCUGACGCCAUUGCACAUGAGCUGUCCGACGACAGUACCGUCGACCAAAACUCCCCGGAUGACGAUGCGCCGCUGAAGCCUGCCGCUUCCGGGCAGCUGUCCAGCCGCGACACGCCACCGCGCUCCUCGGGCAUACCCAAUCCCUUUGAGCGGACGCUGGCGAACAUUGAGCCUUCCACACGCCAGAAGGACGUCGAGUCGGAAACGACCAUUGCGGGUGGAGAAAAGACGGUGGAUCGGCCGGCCGGCCACAGGAUGAAGGGAUCCAUGGAUGUGGACUCGUUCAAGAAGCUGCUCAUGACCGGCAGCGCUGACAUAACUCCUUCUGGCGCAUCUACAACCGCGGAAGCACAGCCAAGAGCAAACGCCCACGUAGGUGGUGAUACCAGCAGUGGGACUGAUGCCUCCUCCGCCUCCAGGAACUCCAUGUAUGACUCGGUCCUUAGAGCCCACGAUGACUCGCCCCGGAGUUCUUACGAGCGGACCUCGUUUGAUGGCGGCAACCAAGACGACCAGUCGACGCCCGUCGGCACAGAGCAAACGCGGGCGAAGCCGAAGCCGCCUCCUCCGAAGCAUAGACACGGCAAAUCCAUAACACGAGCACCACAGACCGUAUCUUUCUCUGACUUUUCUCCAUCACUCGCAUCUCCAACCACAAAGCCCGAUACCCCAAAGCGAACAUCAUCAAAUGGACAGAAGCCGCUCCCUCCGCGGCCCCGCAUCCCUUCAGGGCAGAAACAAAAGGACCUCCCUUCACCAUCACUACCACCACCGGAGCUUGUACCCGCCAAGGAUGCCGCUGAGUCACCGAUAUUCUCGGAUGAGGUGGCGGAGAAUUCUCCGCCUGUCAAGACCCCGGAGCCUCCUGCGCCGCAGCGGCGCAAACCCCCAACCCCGCCUCUGGCCCGGCGGCAGAGCCAGCUGAAGUCUUCCGGUAGCCUUUCGCGUAGCAACUCGGCGGCAAAAAGGCCAUCCCAACCGGAAACGCCCCUUUCAUCUACAGAGCAGGUUCCCGCGGCGUCAGCCACAUCCUCCACCUCGUUCAACAAGCCGCCGCCGCCGCCACCUACCCGCCGCUCCGGCGCUACUUCUUCAUCCACUACGGACCCCAAUGUUAACGCGGCGAGCCGAUCCUCGUCCCGCCGCUCCACUGCCAGCUCCAUGCACAAUCCUUCCCUAAGCAUCCGCACCAAUCGUCUAUCGGGCUCUGCGCUCGACGUGACCAGUCCGGCUGUUGGCGGUCCUCCCCCUCCGCCUCCCCGCCGUGGGAGCAGCAAGAGCAGUUUCGAGAUGCAGCGCCCCAGCGCCAGUGUGCUGGCAGCCGCCGCGGGCGACAAUCGGCGGUCGAGCGGCGACUUCAAGAGCAGGAGCCGGACGGCCAGUGGCGCAAGUGAGAGGGUGUUCGGCGAGCACGCUAGCGUGAAGGAGGAGGAUUUGACGAAUCCACAUGGUGGUGCGAUUGGCGUCACGGCUGCGAGCGCUGCUGCGGGCGGGGUGGAUGUGUUGAGUGAGCUGGACAAGCUGCAGCAGGAGAUUGAGGCCUUGAGGCAAAAGUCUGCCACGAAGGCGUAG